Molecule: messenger RNA, 1204 nt
Organism: Pseudophryne corroboree (corroboree frog)
Lineage: Eukaryota; Metazoa; Chordata; Amphibia; Anura; Myobatrachidae
Gene: SCO1
Product: protein SCO1 homolog, mitochondrial
Exons: 7
Coding region: 211-1041 (276 amino acids)
Biological process (GO): intracellular copper ion homeostasis; mitochondrial respiratory chain complex IV assembly
Cellular component (GO): mitochondrial inner membrane
Molecular function (GO): copper ion binding; copper chaperone activity
Source: RefSeq, a predicted model, not a curated record
GUAUUUCCCACACGUACUGUACACGCAGCUGUCCCCUAUUUUGCCAAUUACUUUACACAGACAAAUCAAGAAGGGUUUGGCAGCUCACAUCAGAACUUUUUUUGCGGCGGCCUCUUUGCACCCGGAACGAAAGUUAGAGAAUACUUUUUCCAGACGGACCUGUCAGUACGUUACACAGGAAUUGCAACCGUGGAACUGGAGGUCAGUGUUAUGGCGGCGCAGGUUGCGGUGCUGUGUGUACAGUUGCGGCAGAGUCCGGGGCUGCUUGGAAUUGUACGCAGAGCCCAAGUGUGCUGCAGGAUAAUUAAUAAUCCUAUUAAACUAAAACAGAAUUACAGUGGGACCGCUCGCUUACUGAGUACUCUUCCUCCACCUCCGCCAGGAUAUAAAAAAACUUCUAAACCUGGGCCGGUAUCAUGGAAGUCUCUGGCCAUUACUGUGGCCUUGGGAGGUGUACUAAUGGCUGGGAUGAAAUAUGUUAAAAAGGAAAAAGAAGAAAAGAUCGAGAAAGAAAAGAAUCGGUCACUGGGGAAGCCUUUACUUGGUGGUCCUUUCUCUCUAAUCGAUCACAAUGGACUGCCCAAAACAGAUCAGCAUUACUUGGGACAGUGGAUAUUACUGUACUUUGGUUUCACACAUUGCCCUGAUAUUUGUCCAGAUGAGAUUGAGAAGAUGAUCCAAGUUGUGGAUGAAAUUGAUGCAUUGGAACCUGUCCCCAAUCUCAUUCCACUGUUCAUCACCGUUGAUCCUGAACGGGAUGACAAAGAUGCUGUCGCCAGAUAUAUUAAAGAAUUCUCGCCUAAGCUUGUGGGGCUGACUGGCACUGUAGAUCAGAUUGAGAAAGUGGCAAAGGCAUACAGAGUAUAUUUCAGCCAAGGGCCCAAGGAUGAUGACAGCGAUUACAUUGUGGACCACACAAUUGUUAUGUAUUUAGUGGGACCAGAUGGUGCCUUUGUCGAUUAUUAUGGACAGAAUAAAACAAGUAUGGAAAUUACCAGCUCCAUUGCACUCCAUAUGAGAAAGUUCCAGCAAACGAGAUAACUAUACGCUGUCCUCUAUAACUGGGUUUUCUUUUUCCACAAGAGGAACUCCCUUUCUAUCUUGCUUCUCUUUUUUCCAGAAAACUUUCUGUUUUAUCUGCUCCACUGGUGAUUGUAAAUUAUAAAUGUAAUUAAAUAGAAAUUGACCAAAUGUAUGAUUUUUA